AUGUCUACCGAUAAUACAAUUAAAAAAUUAAACAGGUUAUCAAACGAAAAAAGUCCUUAUUUGUUGCAACAUGCCGAUAAUCCUGUCGACUGGUACCCAUGGAGCGAAGAAGCCUUUAAGAAAGCAAAAGAGGAGAAUAAACUGAUUUUUUUGAGCGUGGGUUAUAGUACUUGCCAUUGGUGUCAUGUGAUGGCUCAUGAAUCAUUCGAGAAUGAGGCUAUAGCGAAGAUUAUGAAUGAUAAUUUUGUGAAUGUCAAAGAUUUUCGUCCAAUCGUUAACUGGUGGUGGUGGAUGGCCUAUGUCUGUUUUCCUAACUCCGUGUUUGGUGGCACUUACUUUCCUCCGGAGGAUCAACAUGGAAGACCUGGAUUCCCAUCUUUGCUUAAACGCAUGGCUUCAUUAUGGAAAGAACAAGGAGAAGCUUUAAAAAAAGCUGGAAUGGACACUAUUGAACAAUUACGUGAAUUGACACUUCAAAAAUCAGAAGGUCAAACCUCGCAGUUGAAUAUGGAACUUGCGCACAAUCUACAUCAAUAUUUCUUAAGUUCAAUUGAUCAUAAUAACGGUGGUUUUGAAGGGGAGAUUCGCGUCGACAAAAAUAUUGAUUUUAAAGAACUUGGUAAAGCCGAAGAAAGAUUUGCUAUAAUGUCAAUUCAAGAAAUUAAAAAACGUGGACGAUCAUUAGGAAUCGAAUUUAUAGGCUGUGAUAACGAAGCACAAUAUUUAAAUAAAUUAAAAACUGUUGUGGAUAGUAGAAAACAAGCUGCGAAAAAAGAUUUAGAUAUGGUUAAAUUUACUCUGAAGAAAAUUGCCAUGGGAGGAAUUCAUGAUCAUAUCGGAAAUGGAUUCCAUCGGUAUUCAACUGAUAAAUUUUGGCACGUGCCUCAUUUCGAAAAGAUGCUUUAUGAUCAAGCUCAAUUAUUGAUGAGUUAUGUUGAAGUGUAUUUAAUCACCAAAGAGCCGUAUUAUGCCGAGGUGGCGCGUGAUAUUAUAAAAUACGUUGAACGAGAUUUGAGAGAUCACGAAGGAGGAGGAUUUUAUUCGGCUGAAGAUGCAGAUUCUUAUCCUCAUGAAGGAGCCAAGCAUAAAUUGGAGGGUGCCUUUGCAGUAUGGGAAGCAUCAGAAAUUAACGAAAUUUUGGGACACAAGCAUUCGGAAAUAUUUUCGUAUCAUUUUGGGGUCAAACCUAAUGGAAAUGUUGAUCCCAGUAAAGAUAUUCAAGGCGAAUUGAAGAAAAAAAAUGUUUUGAUUGAACGAUAUACUCCUGAACAAACGGCCGAAUAUUUUAAAAUUCCGUUCGAUGAAGCCAUAUCUAUUCUUUCUGAAUGCAAAGAAAAGCUUGCGAAAUAUCGAUUUGAUAAUAGACCUAAACCGCAUCGAGAUGAUAAAAUUCUCACCUCUUGGAAUGGUACUUAA
Funneliformis geosporum is the source of this 1416-nucleotide messenger RNA. The record is from the annotation of a GenBank genome assembly. NCBI's taxonomy places the organism in Eukaryota, Fungi, Glomeromycota, Glomeromycetes, Glomerales, Glomeraceae.